UCUUUGAGAAGUGUUUUCAAAAUCUUAUCAAAGCAAUUAAAGGAAACUUGCUUUGUGAAAAUAACAAUGUGAAGCACAAAAUAAGAAAUGAACCACAGGGCGGAAGGUCUUCUGAUACGUCAUCUUGAUGAAUCAUCGGCGUCACUUCCCCAUUACUUAAGUGAUUCUUAAAUGUCCUUUUUGAAAUGAUUAUGUUCAUAUUUCAAGCCUUCUUGGGCACUCCUACAAUGAAUGAAUAUCUAAACGCAAUAGCAGAUUUUAUUUUUCAACGAGCUAGAAAAAACCUCAAUAAAGUUCACUAACUAACAAUAAUGAUACUUUAAACGUAACGUUGGAAGAAAAACUAUAAUUUGCUAAUUGUAGUAAAGCAUUUUUUCUUCAUGAACAAAAUGAGUGUAAAAAGUGAGUUUCAACUGAAUGGCAACACACAAUCACUGAGUAUGACAAGUUAAAUACAAAAUAAACUGUCAAGACAGAUUUUUUUCUUAAAAACAAAACAAAAUGAGUUUCCGUUUGAAG
Messenger RNA from Clunio marinus, 519 nucleotides. Lineage: Eukaryota; Metazoa; Arthropoda; Insecta; Diptera; Chironomidae. The record is from the annotation of a GenBank genome assembly.